AUGUCAACACUCGAUUCACACCUCAUAAAUUUCUAUAUCAACGCCAUCAAAAAGCCGAAAAUCAAAAUCGAAAUUAACGAGAUAUCCGUUCCGAAUGACCUGCUGCUCCCGAAAUUCCCCAAUUUCCAUAGGAAAACCGGCGAAAAAAACACUAACGAGAAACGUCCGGAUUUCCCGCUACCUGUUCGCGAUCUUUUCCCAAAUAAAUUACGCCCGGAAAGCGACGAGACAAAAGCCGAGUCGCGGGGAGUCCCCGGUCAUUUGUCGCCCGCCACCUUUAAUUUCGAUUCGAGUUAUUUACGUCGACAAGUGCUCGGGUUUCGGGGGCCGUUCGUGAUAGUAUGGAAAAGGGGCACCACCCUCGUCAGCGCGGGCCAGCAAUUGAUCAGCAUGGAUCCGAGGAUAUCCCUGAUCGGAUACAAUUUACAGCUAAAGGACAUCAGGCACGCGGAUCAAGGAGAUUACACUUGCCAGAUCGGCGAUGGUUCCCAGGGGGAUCUCAUCCACACCAUCGAGAUAUUGAGUAAGUGA
This is a messenger RNA of Phyllotreta striolata, 531 nucleotides long. Lineage: Eukaryota; Metazoa; Arthropoda; Insecta; Coleoptera; Chrysomelidae. The record is from the annotation of a GenBank genome assembly.